AUGGCGAUUUCAGAUAAAGUAACAGCGAAUUUAACAACUUUGUACCUAGCAAUUAUAGGUGCAAUGAAAGCUUACGGCUUAAUUACCGGUCGAAAUUUUACCGGUUGUUUCGUUCUCAUUCUGUCGACGGCUGCCGUCGCUCUAGUGUUGAUUUUGACUCUAACCUGGGAUAUUUACAUUAAGGCGAGAAAUGUUAGGGUUCGUCAUAAUCGGAUUAAUUAUCAAAAUCAGCAGCAGCAGCAUACUAGUCAUGAAUUUUGUCGAGGUGGCAUAUGCUGGCACGGCGUCGCUGUUAGUUCUCCGGCGUCUCAUUUCCGGUUCCGGCUUCCUCAAAAUCGAACAGGAUCAAAAUAUAGCAGUGAAGGAGAAUCUUCAACAAGUGAAGAUCUUAAAGCUCUUCAACAAGAAGAGUAUUUAACUUCUGAAGAUGAAUGCUCACCUUGCCAGCAAUGA
This is a messenger RNA of Solanum stenotomum, 453 nucleotides long. RefSeq lists its product as uncharacterized. The record is from RefSeq and is a predicted model, not a curated record. The transcript is spliced from 2 exons. The coding region runs from base 1 to 453 and encodes 150 amino acids. Lineage: Eukaryota; Viridiplantae; Streptophyta; Magnoliopsida; Solanales; Solanaceae.